CGGCAGUGGCACUCGCUCGGUUCAGGCGGCUCCGGCGCCCCACGCGCACGCACGUCGCUUUCCCGCCCGCUCGCUUCCCGGAGCUCACACCCGCGCUCACUCGCGCACUCCCGCCUGGCCCGAGAACCGCGCCGCCGCCUCGGCCCCGCGGAAGCCCCGCCGCGCCAUGUCUUCGCCUCCCGAAGGGAAACUAGAGACUAAAGCUGGACACCCGCCCGCCGUGAAAGCUGGUGGAAUGCGAAUUGUGCAGAAACACCCACAUACUGGAGACACCAAAGAAGAGAAAGACAAGGAUGACCAGGAAUGGGAAAGCCCCAGUCCACCUAAACCCACUGUGUUCAUCUCUGGGGUCAUUGCCCGGGGUGACAAAGAUUUCCCCCCGGCGGCCGCGCAGGUGGCUCACCAGAAGCCGCAUGCCUCCAUGGACAAGCAUCCUUCCCCAAGAACCCAGCACAUCCAGCAGCCACGCAAGUGAGCCUGGACCCCACCAGCCUCACCCGCGGCCCCGGCUCUUCUGUACUUGGUAUUUCCCUGACAGAGAAAACCAGCACUUUCUCCCAAAUCCUGCUCUGCUGGGAAAUCUAAGGCAAAACCAAGUGCUCUGUCCUUUGCCUUACAUUUCCAUAUUAAAAACUAGAAACCGCUCCAGCCCAAACCUUGUUUAUGGGGAGUCCGGUUGGAUGUCGUUUGAGGAUGAUUGCGCCCCUAGAGGUGCCAUUAGCAGAAUUUGCCAAGAUCUGAGAAAAACUUUUAGCUUUAGUUCUAUUUCAGCAGUCGCCUGACAUCCUUGUCUGUGGUCUUAAAAACAAGAAGGCACACAUUUGAGAGGAUGAGAUUAAGGUUAGGGGAAAAGCUCAGCCAUUGCAUGCUUUUUAGUAUUGGGACAGUAAAAUCUUAACACCUGCGGGAAAGUAAGAACUAAGGGAAUGAGUUUGGGCGGCCCCUCAGAAAGACCGUUAGAGGCAGGGAAGAGCAACGCCAAAUUUCCCUCCCUUGUGAGAUGGGGGAUCCUGUGCAGGCUGAGGAGGCACCCAUGAGAAAAGCCAAAAAAGCAGAG
Macaca mulatta (Rhesus monkey) is the source of this 1057-nucleotide messenger RNA. RefSeq names its product death associated protein (gene DAP). Gene Ontology annotation, biological process: apoptotic signaling pathway; negative regulation of autophagy; cellular response to amino acid starvation. Lineage: Eukaryota; Metazoa; Chordata; Mammalia; Primates; Cercopithecidae. Gene Ontology annotation, molecular function: death domain binding. The record is from RefSeq and is marked provisional.